CUAACGGAAGUUGGUAACUAGUUAGCAAGAAAACACAUGUAGCCGUAACACCAGUCUCUGUCUGCCCCUGAAAGAACGGACACUAUGGAAGCUCUGCAAGGCUUGGUUAAAGGAAUGAAGAUGGAGAGUCAGACAGCGGCUCUGCUGACCUCUGCUGCCUGCGGGCUGGGAGCCCUUGUGGUGAUAGUGCGGACCGUCAGCGAGCACCGGGCAGCGAAGGACAAGAUCCAAAGAGCCAGGAACCGGAGGACCGAGAGCCUGCAGCGGGCUGAGCAGGAGGUGCUUCGCUACAGACAGUCGCAUCCAUCCUCCGACCCUGCCGCCAUCUUGUCACUGUCGUUGCCUGAGUUGACAAAGAAGCUGCGGGAAGGUUCGUUGUGCCCUGAGGAAGUGUUUUACUCCUAUAUGCAAAAGACUCUGGCUGUGCACAAGAACCUGAACUGCUGCACAGAAAUUUUGCUGGAGAGUUUCGACCAGCUAAAAAGAGUUGACUCCAACAAGGAAGGCCUCCUGUAUGGGAUUCCUGUCAGCAUUAAAGACAACGUUUCAUAUAAGAACUAUGACUGCACCUGCGGCGUGAUCGUAAAUCUGAACCAGCCAGCCAAGAAGGACAGCGUGAUCGUGGAAGUACUGAAGAAACAAGGAGCCAUUCCUUUUGUAAAAACCAACCUGCCACAAGCACUGUUAAACUAUGAUUGCAGUAACCCCAUCUUCGGGCAGACCGUUAACCCCUAUAAUACCCAGAAGACCUCCGGAGGUUCUUCCGGUGGAGAGGGAGCUCUGAUUGGAGGAGGUGGCUCCAUUCUUGGAAUUGGCAGCGACAUAGGGGGGAGUAUCCGCAUACCCGCCUCCUUCUGUGGUAUCUGUGGUUUUAAGCCAACAACAGGCCGGCUCAGUUCACAGGGCAUUGCUCCCAUUUACCGAGGACAAAAGUGUGUGCUCUCAUCUCCUGGACCCUUGGCACAGGACGUGGACAGUUUAGCUCUGUGUAUGCAGGCUCUUCUCUGUGACCACAUGUUUUCCUUGGACCCCACUGUGCCACCAUUACCCUUUAAUCUUGAGAUGUACCAGAGCUCCAAGCCUCUUAGAAUCGGUUACUUUGAAAACGAUGGGUAUUCACAGCCUUCUCCGAGCAUAAUUCGCAGCCUCAGAGAGGUCAAAGCUCUGUUGGAGCAGGCUGGGCACACACUGGUGCCUUAUGAACCUCUGAGGGUGAAUCAAGUUGCCAUUAAACUCAUAAUAAGCGGUGUGUUUUCAGAUGGAUCCACCAGCAUGCUACAAAAACUGAAAGGAGGACCCGUGGACCCCUGCCUCAGGCCUCAGGUUAAAUUGUACUCUGUCCCUAAAUGGUUGAAGAGAAUCCUCGUAUUCCUGCUGAAGCCCUUUUCACCUCGCAUCCCUUCCGUCCUGAGCGCCCUCUGUGGAAUCAGCGCCAUCCCGGAGAUUUGGAAGCUGCAUGCUGCUGUUGAGGACUACAUUUCUGAGACCGUAGCACACUGGAGGAAACACAACAUAGAUGUGUUGCUUUGCCCCAUGAUUGGACCGGCCUUCAACUUACUAUACUGCGGCAGACUCACAAGUCUCACCAGUUUAACAAUGCUUUACAAUCUCCUCAAUUUUCCGGCUGGCGCCGUCACCGUGUCCACGGUGACGGCUCAGGACGAGGAGGAACUUAAGCAUUUCAGAGGCAUUUAUCAGGACUACUGGGACAAGCUGCAUAAACAGGCUGUGACCGGAGCUGAGGGUCUCCCCUUGGCGGUGCAGUGCGUGGCCCUGCCGUGGCAAGAUGAGCUGUGCCUGCGCUUUAUGAAGGAGGUGGAACAGCUUGUCAAACACAAGAAAUACUAGAACAACUCAGAUUUUCUGGACCCUACAGCUGGGCUAACAUCUGACCACACUACUACGUUUGCUAAAGCUGCAGGUUUUAAAAAAAUAAGAUGCCUUAGGCUAAAUAACUGUAGCAAAAAAAAAUAUAUAAUUUUCUUGAAUUUGUAUUUUUGUCAUGGUUGUGAGUUUUUCACCUAACAUAUAAUUUUCAUGGAUUUUAGAUACAAAAUUUAGAGUAUGAUUUAAAACUUGAAAAAGUAAUGAUUUGUUUUGUUUUUGAUUUUUAUUUCUAAGUGUGUUUGGUAUCUCACAGUAAGGCAUAACCAGAAGAUGAAUUAAAAAUUAUACCCAUGGACAAAUAAAUUAUUAAUGUGGAAUGUGUUGUAAAAUAGGUACAGAUUUAGAAAAGAAUUAAUAUGACAAAGUGUUUGUUGUAAUGUUUUUUUUUCAUAAUGAAAUAUUCUAUGUAAUUAACAAAUUAGAAUAAAACAGAAUUUAGUCAGUGGGAAGAAAGCUGAUGUCAUUUCUCAGAACCAGACAUUAUUUUUGGUGUUGACAUAUGUGCCCUUCUCAUUCCUCUGAACAUCUGAGUACAUAUGAUGUGUUUAUGGUGUGAUGUGUUGUGCAGCUGAAUUAAUUUUUAAUAAAGUAAUUUAACAUGAA
This is a messenger RNA of Girardinichthys multiradiatus, 2490 nucleotides long. Its product is annotated as vitamin D3 hydroxylase-associated protein. Gene Ontology annotation, molecular function: amidase activity; fatty acid amide hydrolase activity. The record is from RefSeq and is a predicted model, not a curated record. Gene Ontology annotation, biological process: fatty acid catabolic process. Lineage: Eukaryota; Metazoa; Chordata; Actinopteri; Cyprinodontiformes; Goodeidae. Bases 85 to 1848 code for a protein of 587 amino acids. The transcript is spliced from 15 exons.